UUUCUGUUCUGUUCUGGCUCUAAUGGUCGAGUGUGGGUCUCCGUUUGUCUUUCGUGAAAAUAAUUGAAAUUAGUGUUAUCGAUAUAACAGUGAGCUUAGUUGUUUUCUAUUGAUCGCUAUCCAGCAUCGUGGGAUUGACCCAUUUCAGUAGUCACGGUAAUGUGCUGUUGGUUAUGAUAGCAUGCUUCACAAUUUUCGCGAAAAACGGGUGUAGCAGAUCAGCACAGGUCGGACAACUGAUGACACGCAAGCGAGCUCUUUCACCGGCAUCGAAACUAGUUUCAAACGCGCUUCUAAAGAUGCCCGCCAGAGAAGAGAUACCUCAACAUGCCGCAGGAGAAAGUGGCAUCCGUUAUCUGGAGGUACCGGAUAAAUCAUUUUCAGACAAGAAGCAAUACCGGUCACUUGUGCUACCAAAUGGCCUGCAUGCUUUGUUGAUAUCCGACCCAACGGAACGAUCACAGGCACAACAGAACACCACAGGUAAAGAAGAGGACCAGAGUGAUGAUGGGGCCAGUGUAACAUCGGCUACAGAGGAGCCAAGCGACAGUGAAAGCGAGGAUGACGCAAGCGAGACAGGAGGAGAAGAGGUCGGAGAAAAGCUAGCGGCUGCCGCAUUGUGCAUCGGUGUUGGCUCGUUCAGCGACCCUCGUUCAGUACAGGGAUUGGCACACUUUCUCGAACAUAUGAUCUUUAUGGGCAGCAAAAAGUAUCCAACCGAGAAUGAGUAUGAUGCAUACAUUAGCAAAUGUGGUGGGUUUGACAAUGCUGUAACUGAUCUGGAAGAAACGACGUUCUAUUUCGAGAUCGAUGAGGAAUACUUGGACGGUGCUUUGGAUCGAUUUUCUAGCCUUUUCGCUUCACCACUGAUGCUGCGAGAUUCCAUCGGGCGUGAAAGAGAUGCCGUUGAAUCGGAAUUUCAAACCAACAUUAAUAGUUUCUCUUCAAUGCGAGAACAACUUCUAGCUUCAUUGGGUCAAGAGCAUCAUCCGAGUAGUUUGUUCUCGUGGGGCAAUCUGCGGACUCUGAAGGACAAUGUGACACAAGAUGAAUUGCAUGAAAUUUUGCACCAAUUUCAAAAGCGGCAUUAUUCAGCCCAUCGGAUGCAUUUCGCUGUACAAGCAAGAAUGAGUCUGGAUGAGCUUGAGAAGCUAACGGUGAAGUAUUUGAACAAUAUCCCAAACAACAGCCUGCCUGUAGAAGACUUUUCUGCCUUUAAUGACAUGAACGCAUUCAAACCGGAUUUCUUUAAUAAAGUGUACUAUGUCAAACCCAAAUCGAACAUCUGUAGGUUGGACGUGACUUGGUGUUUGCCACCCAGCGUUGAGGAUUACAAGGUGAAACCAGUGGAUUAUUUAUCCUACCUUCUUGGAUAUGAAGGAAAAUAUAGUUUAACCAGCUAUCUAAGGAACAGAACCCUUGCACUUGAUGUACAAACUGGAUCAAGCUAUGGUUUCGAGAAGAACUCCCUCUAUACUCUUUUCGCUGUAUCCGUGACAAUGACUGACAAAGGAUUGGAAAACGUCGAAGAGAUUUUGAAAGCUAUCUACUCGUAUAUGCGACUCCUAAAGGAAAGUGGACCAGUAGAAUGGUUGUUUGAUGAACUGAAGGAGAUAGAAGACACCUCGUUCCGUUAUCGCAAGGAAAAAGAGGCCAGUGACAACGUAGAAGAGCUGGUAGUCAAUAUGCGGUACUAUCCGUCAAAGGACAUCAUCACGGGUUCCGAGCUUUACGACCACUAUGAUGCUGAUGAAAUUCAGAAGGUUAUCGAUAGUCUAAAUCAGCCUAAUUUCAACAUAAUGAUAUCGUCAUCUAAGCCGUACAAUGGAAUCGUGUAUGACAAGAAGGAGAAAUGGUUCGGCACGGAAUACACAGAGCGAGACAUUCCACAAGAAUGGAAAAACUUAUGGGCUAAUGCCACUAUCAUCCCAGAGCUAAGGCUGCAAGAGCGCAAUCAGUACAUAAGUACGGACUUCACUAUCUUUGCGAGCCAAGACGAUGCUGAUGCGGCCCUUAUUUCGCCCUUUCCCGAGAGGAUAAUGGAGACCGAAAAUAGGGAGCUAUGGUAUCGACAGGAUAACAAGUUCAACCUGCCUAUGUCGCUUAUGUACUUCUAUUUCAUUUCGCCACUACCAAUGCAUGACCCACAAUGCGCUACUCUUAUGAGUCUGUACACUUCGAUGUUGAAAUUUCAAAUUGCUGAAGAUCUUUAUCCCGCCACGGUUGCAGGGCUGAAUUAUGAAAUUUACGCUUCUGAGAAGGGAAUUAUUUUGAAGGUUGAUGGGUACAAUCAGAAACUACCAAUCAUUGUCGAUGAAAUUACCAAGGCAAUGCGAGAUUUUGAUCAAAACAUGAACUCCGAAGUGUUUGAUGUCAUUAAGAAAAAACUGGCUAAAGCAUACUACAAUGAAAUCAUAAAAGCCAGUAAACUAAACAGGGAUAUUCGUUUGAAGGUGGUACAGGACACAUUCUGGACUACUCUAGAGCGGUUCAAUUUAUUGAAAAACUUAACCAUUGACAAUCUCAGUCAAUUUUCCAAAAAAUAUUUCCGCCAAGUGAAAAUUCAAUCGCUGAUACAGGGAAACACUCGGAAGCAGGAUGCUUUGGAUGUUAUGUCGAAAGUGUUAAGCAACCUUGAGACUGGUGAAAUACUCGAUAAAUCUCUCACUGAAUCAAAAGCACGAGAAAUUCCGCUAGGAAACAACUAUCUGACGGUGAAAUCCUUCCGUGAGAAAGACGUCAACACGGUAACGACCUCCUUCUACCAAGCUGGACCUGUGACUCCAGCGAUCAAUUCACAAUUGGAAUUGCUGGUGAUGUUAAUCGAAGAACCACUCUUCGACAUACUACGGACCAAAGAACAGCUCGGCUAUGAUGUGUCCAUAACAAUCCGGGAUAACUUUGGUAUAUUAGGAUAUUCGGUAACGAUUCACUCGCAAGAAGACAAAUUCACGUACCAGCACAUUGACGAGAGGAUCGAAGACUUCAACGAAAGAUUUGUACAAAUUUUGAAGGAUAUGCCGGAAGAAGAUUUUCAAUUGGUGAAGAGUUCACUCCUGAAACGCAAGCAAAUAGUUGACACUGAAUUGAAGAAUGAAGUAAACCGAAACUGGGCCGAGAUUACUACCGAGGAGUAUGUUUUCAACCGAAACAAGCUGGAAAUGGAACACAUAGAUCAUUUGAGCAAGCAGAACAUUGUAGAUUUCUAUAAUCAGCUUGUAUUUGAUAACCGAUAUCGACGAAAGUUUUCCGUUCAAGUAGUUGGAUGCAGCGACAAGUCGAUUCAUUGUAACAGUGAGGACUCCGAAAAAGUGGAUGAGGCGGAAACCGAAGAUCUGGACAGGGAAUUUUCAAUUCACUACUUGACCACAGACGAUACAGGGCGCAACUACAUAACAGAUAUCGAACGCUUUGGAAAGACACUCAAAGUGUACCCCGUAACGAAGAUACAGUUUUCGUGAAUUUUUGCCUGUGAUUAUUGUUCCUCUGGUUUUGCUAAUUGGUGUUAAAUGUUGAAAUAAAAUUGUU
Ochlerotatus camptorhynchus is the source of this 3528-nucleotide messenger RNA. RefSeq names its product nardilysin-like. Gene Ontology annotation, molecular function: metal ion binding; metalloendopeptidase activity. Bases 174 to 3461 code for a protein of 1095 amino acids. Gene Ontology annotation, biological process: proteolysis. The transcript has 11 exons. The record is from RefSeq and is a predicted model, not a curated record. Lineage: Eukaryota; Metazoa; Arthropoda; Insecta; Diptera; Culicidae.